This is a messenger RNA of Cervus elaphus (red deer), 828 nucleotides long. RefSeq names its product 60S ribosomal protein L7. Gene Ontology annotation, cellular component: cytosolic large ribosomal subunit. Gene Ontology annotation, molecular function: structural constituent of ribosome; RNA binding. The coding region runs from base 23 to 769 and encodes 248 amino acids. The transcript has a single exon. Gene Ontology annotation, biological process: maturation of LSU-rRNA from tricistronic rRNA transcript (SSU-rRNA, 5.8S rRNA, LSU-rRNA). Lineage: Eukaryota; Metazoa; Chordata; Mammalia; Artiodactyla; Cervidae. The record is from RefSeq and is a predicted model, not a curated record.
UUCCUCUUUCCCGGCUGGAACCAUGGAGGGUGCAGAAGAGAAGAAAAAGAAGGUUCCUGCUGUGCCAGAAACCCUUAAGAAAAAGCGAAAGAAUUUCGCAGAGCUUAAGAUCAAGCGCCUGAGAAAGAAGUUUGCCCAAAAGAUGCUUCGAAAGGCAAGGAGGAAGCUUAUUUAUGAAAAAGCUAAGCAUUACCACAAGGAAUACAGGCAGAUGUACAGAACCGAAAUUCGAAUGGCUAGGAUGGCACGGAAAGCUGGCAACUUCUAUGUACCCGCGGAACCCAAAUUGGCAUUUGUCAUCAGGAUCAGAGGUAUCAACGGUGUGAGCCCAAAGGUUCGAAAGGUGCUGCAGCUCCUUCGCCUCCGGCAGAUCUUCAAUGGCACCUUUGUGAAGCUCAACAAGGCAUCAAUUAACAUGCUGAGAAUUGUGGAGCCAUACAUUGCAUGGGGGUACCCAAAUCUGAAGUCUGUAAAUGAAUUGAUCUACAAGCGUGGUUAUGGCAAAAUCAACAAAAAGCGAAUUGCCCUGACAGACAACGCACUGAUUGCUCGAUCUCUUGGGAAAUACGGAAUCAUCUGCAUGGAGGAUCUGAUUCAUGAGAUCUAUACUGUUGGAAAACGUUUCAAAGAAGCAAACAACUUCCUGUGGCCCUUUAAAUUGUCUUCUCCACGAGGUGGAAUGAAGAAAAAGACCACCCAUUUUGUAGAGGGUGGAGAUGCUGGCAACAGGGAAGACCAGAUCAACAGGCUUAUUAGAAGGAUGAACUAAGGUAUCUACCAGGAUUAUUUUUGUAAUCUGGUCCGUUAAUAAACAAUUGAAACAAAUUG